Lolium rigidum is the source of this 540-nucleotide messenger RNA. Its product is annotated as protein SAMBA-like. The record is from RefSeq and is a predicted model, not a curated record. The transcript has 3 exons. Lineage: Eukaryota; Viridiplantae; Streptophyta; Magnoliopsida; Poales; Poaceae. Gene Ontology annotation, molecular function: anaphase-promoting complex binding. Gene Ontology annotation, biological process: negative regulation of organ growth. Bases 1 to 309 code for a protein of 102 amino acids.
AUGAGCUCUCCGGCGAGGUCGACCGUCUCGGCGGCGAGCGCAGGGGCCGGGACCGCGAUCCCCGCCGCGGACGACGUCGCGGACUCCAUCGACGCGCUCUACCGCAUGGACGAGGCCAUGACCGAGCUCCGGUCGGAUGUGAUGGAGGCGCUGCAGAAGGAGGUCAGGUCACUCGACGACAACAACUGGAUGUUCGCCGCGCCGCGCUCCCGCAUCAACCUCGUCUCCAAGCCAGGUGCUUACCUGCGCAAGCCACAGGGGAAAAUUGCGGAACUGGAUCAAGCACCCAAGAAGACAAGGAACUGCUAGUGGAUUUUAUAGCAGACUAGAUUUUCUGAAGGCUCCUCUGUCCGUAACUCUGGAUGUCCAUCCAGGCUCUGCUUUUAUGGGCUGCCAUCUGGUUUCAGUCACUUGUAGUUGCAUUCUGCUAAAUCAUUUUUUACUACAUGCUAGGAUAUUUAACAGACCAAAGUAUAAUGGUGCUGUUCAUGAUUUUGUUAAGCCAUUUUCAGGUGAAUGCUAGGAUUUACAUUUAAGUAA